Messenger RNA from Malassezia restricta, 3405 nucleotides. RefSeq lists its product as uncharacterized. The record is from RefSeq and is a predicted model, not a curated record. The transcript has 4 exons. The coding region runs from base 1 to 3405 and encodes 1134 amino acids. NCBI's taxonomy places the organism in Eukaryota, Fungi, Basidiomycota, Malasseziomycetes, Malasseziales, Malasseziaceae.
AUGGCUCGCAAGGCUCGUCAAAGUAUGCCAUUGCCAAUGACGCAAAAGACACCGCCUAUCCGCUUUGCUGAGGAUGAGCCGCGCAAGACAUCCCGAUCUGCCAAGACGUCCCACCAGAGUGCCUCGAGCUGUUUCUUCACUCGGUGGAUCGUUCGCCUCAGUAUCUUUUACUUGAUCUACGCUGCACUGUACCGAUGCUCGUCCACGCCAUUCUCGUUCUCAUACAACCCUCACCAUGAGCUGCUGGUGUGCCGCGAAAUGGCAUCGAUGCAAGCGCACGUCUCGCCCGUCCUUCACGAGUAUGCUGGCAAGACACACGCCCUCCUUGAGCCAUACGCAGGCAAGUACAUGAACGCCGCGCACAAUGCCUGGAAGAAGGCGUCGCCUGUGCUGCACAAGACGGCCAAGCAGGCGCACAGCUUGUACUGGACGCACGUGGAACCAGGUGCGCGUGCCUUAUACAAGCAAGUGCACCAGUGGUCGUUACCGCAUCAGCGCACGGUACAUAACCACUACAAGAAGCAUGUACACCCCCAUGUGAAGAAAAUGGGCCGUAUCCUGGAUCCGUACGUCCGCACAUACCACAAGGAUGUGCACCCACACGUGCUCAAGGGUCUGAACCAGCUGUCUGAUGCUCAGAAAGCAUCGUCCGAGUUUUAUGUCGACAAGCUGCACCCUCGCAUCAAACAGAACCUGUACAAUGCGUAUGCAUACGUUCGCCACACCCUCUUCCCCUUUGCACACCAUCAUUAUGUCCACCACGCUCAUCCGCAUGUGAAGAAGAUGCACGAUUCGGUGAGCACGGCCGUGGCGAACACGCUGCGCAAGUAUGGCAUCCGCGAUGGCUCGCUGACGAACAAGAUCACGGAAUCGGUGCAGGGGACCUACCACCAGGCCGUGGACACGGUAGACGAGCAGCUGUCGAAAUCCGGCCUGAAGGACGGCUCGGUCGUGAACAAAGUGCAGGACGCCGCCAAGCAGGUGUACGAAAAAGUUGACAAUGCCGUGGACAGCGCCAUGAAAGAGCACGGCAUGCGGGACAAGACAGUCGCUGAUGGCAUCAAGGAGGCGUACCAACACGGUAAAGAGGCUGAUACAAAGUCGGAUGUGAUCCAUAACAGAACAGACGACGACAGCAUAGCAGAGGCAUUGGCCGAGGCAGAUGUGGAGGCUCGGGCCGCUGCAACCACGUCAGGUGGGGUAGACCCCAAGUCAGGUGAGCGUUUGGAUGUGAUGCAAGCGCGUUUAGAUGCCGAGCUUUUGGAGGCCGAUGAUGUAUUGUCAGAACAGGAACGCGCCAUCUCGAUGCUGGCCGCUUCGCUUAUGCAGGAGCUGCUCAAAGAGAUUGCCGAGAGUCGUCGUAUGGCGUUUACGCAGAUUCCUUCGCGUCUUGAGCAGGUGUUUUCCAUGACGAUUGAUCACGGCAUCUCGGGCUCGUUUCUGCGUACAGUGCGUGCCGCCAAGACUCUAGCGGCGAAUGCAUCCAUGCCACUCGACGAGUGGAAAGAGAUGAUGCAGACCCGCUUGACAGACGAGGUGGAUAUGAUGAUUGAUGUGUACGAUGAGCUCCGUCAGGGUAUUAGUCAGGUUCUUCAUGCCAGCCAAAAGUCCGAAGAAGAAAUUAUCCAGCGCGGCGUGUCACAGAUCCGACAGCGCAGCCGCGAAGCGCUCAAAAAGUUUAACGAAGUCAUGGAAAAGGCCGAGUUCCAGCGCACGAUCUACGAAAACGAGGGCUGGGACAUGGUUAUGAAGCGCCGCGGCCAGAUAUUCCGCGAAGAAGUACACAACAAGACCAUGCAGGUUCUCUCGCUCUCUGGCGAGCCUCUCGACAGUCCCACGGCACCUGAUUUGCAGACGGAGCAAAAGACCCUGCUGACUAGUGUCGUGGAGCUGUUCAAGCGUGCCGAGGCUGCUUUUAGUCAAUUGACCGCAGAGCUUCGUGAGCAUCCUUCAACAGUGCAGGACAAAGCACAAUACGCGUCACUUCUAGUCCUCAUGCAUAACAACCUCGAUGGCCUGGCCGAAUUUUGUCGCGAAACGCUCGUCAACUCCACCCUGAGGUUGCGUGACGACAUUGUUCGAACGCGUCUAGCGCUGGGCAUGCCAAGUCUCCCUGACGAUGGCUUGCUCCGUGAUGUGGCCUCUUUGCCAUCGCCCCUAGAGCGGCGGGAUACUUCCACAACAGCGACACCAGCACCGACUUUCUCAAACGAGGACGGACAAAACAUGGCGACCAUUUUGCCAGUAGGCGAUAUUCCUCCGGCCGUGGUGGACGGUCAUGCAUUCUUGUCGAGUGCCAUACACGCCGAGCGUGUCAACGCUACCUCAAAAGCUACCUCAAACGACUUGUCUGCAUCUAUGGCGCCCACCUCGUCUGAGUCGCUUGACGCAACACCAUCAAUCUCGUCGCUCUUGUCGUCGACGCUUGUAAGCUCAUCUAUCGACACGGACACGCUUCCCACGCCGCCGACACCUUUGACGACCUCGGUCGUCUCAGCUCCCUCGACGACGGAGCCGAGCAGGUCCAGCAACUCGAUCGAAUCUACGCCUACCACAACAGAAUCGAUCAGCUCCACGCUAUCGACGUCCUUGUUGAUCUCGAAGUCAACGGAGCGAAACAACUUGACAACGGCCUCAACCGACUCACUCACGCCGAGCUCAGUAGCGAACCUGUCCAAGACACUUGAUGUGUCCUCCAAGUCGCAGACAACGCUAGCGGCACCUUCGUUAGAGCCUAGCCAGGCUACGUCUGAAGCGGCAUCGACGCAAUCGAGCAAGUCGGCGAUCGAAGCGGUGUCGAUGGCCUCCAACAACGCGACUACGGUUACGCCGGCGUCUGAGUCCACUCCGUCAAUCCCAGUGACGCCUGAAUCUAGUCAUACUACCACUGCGGUCCCCACGCCUGAGUCUGCUCAAUCGAUCUCAGUGACGUCUGCGUCUAGCGCCGUGACUAGCGAUACAUCGACGCCCGAAUCUGUUCAUUCGAUCCCAGCAUCAUUCGAUGCCAUGCAUGUGACUGGGAACACGACAACACGUACAUCUCCCAAGUUGAGUCCCGCGACGUCCUCUGAAAGCCACCGCACGACCCUUGCCAUAUCGUCGUCCAUUCCCCUGACAGCGACGACACUCUCUUCAUCAGUGGCUAACUCGACAUUAUCAUCGUCGUCAUCAUCCUCGAGUACGUCGUCUGAGACGACAUCGAGUCUAAUGACCUCAUUGCCCCCCACAACUUUGCCUGUGGUGGUGACCUCUGACUCGCCACGGCCAGAGUCAUCGAGCAUGGCCAGCGAAACUGCCCAAUCUCAAAGCAGUGGCCUAAAGAAUACCAUGGUACGCGGCGUCCGACCCGGACCUCGCGCAUCUCGGUCCAAUACGACGACUCACCUCACUCAUGACGAACUCUAG